AUGCCUUUACCGAUGGAACCGUGCUCUCUGAGAAUCGUCGCUCGCAAUAGGUCUAUGGCAAAUGCCCUUCUUGAAUACCCGGUGGGGAUGGAAGAAAAGGACAACGUUGCAUUUUUGACGUUGGGGGAUGGUAGCGACUCAACGAAGAUCAAGGUUCCAGAAAAAUGCAUCGAUUUCCUCGCGGUCACCAUCUAUCAGCUAGAGGUGUUUCGGCGUACCGCUGAUGUCUUGCUCGGCCGCCCUGAUGUCGACGUCAAAAAUCCUGACAUUCAGUUUUACCUGGCCCUCAUUUCAUACGCCGCUGAAAUCAUCACCUCGUUCGUUACUGAGGUCAGAGAAGCUGGUGACAAUAUCAGGCAAUCAAAAUGGCGAUCGGCAAUUCUCGACUAUCAUAUCGCUCUAACGUUAGAAAACAGCGCGUUCACCUCGACACACCAGCGACUUGCGGAACAGAAGAUGAACCGCACUUGGGCUCAGUUCAGAGAGAAGAAGCUGUUCAAGAAGAUCCAAUCCAUGACACAUGUACAUCUACACAAUGCAUUAUGUUCAGACGGCGACGAUGCGUGCGGAGGUCCCUUCGAUCACACGCGCGACAUCGACGAAGUUGUCAAGGCGACGAUUGUGCAUAUCGAUGCUAUGAGAGCCGCAGCAUCGUCUACCGUUGUCGCAGAGCCAGCAGACGUCGCUUGCACACAUACCAACGCUGUGGGCGACGAUGUCACUGCACCAGCCCUGAUAGAUGCCCCCAAUGCUAACGCAAAGGCCUCUGCUGAUGCUCAGCCGAUCGCCAUAGACGAUGAGCCCCACAAUCCAUCUGAGGGCCGCGUCACUGAACAGCCUAAAAUCAAGAUCAAAAUCAAAGCCACUGCGAUAAAGACAAACACAGGCCAGGCGUCAUCUACAAAAUCCGAGAUGAAAUCGAAGCCAUCAGGCAAGAAGGCACGUCGCAAUGCGACCGCAGAAGCAGCUGGAUCCAGUAAACAUAUCUUGGACGCGGAAUCAGAGGAUGAGGUGGACCACGGCGAACGCAUCGCCGACGCAUUUGAACGUCUAUUGGUGGAGAGGAAGCCAGUAAAAUCACGCAAGACGAAAAAUCAGCCGAAGUCGAAGAAAGGCAAGGGGAAGCAAAAGGCUGCACCAAAAGUUCUGGUUGCCAACUCCGAAGAUGAGAUAUCUGAUGUACCCAGUACCGCUCGGACCUUCCCAUCAGCGAUAGUUGACGAUGAUGAUCCGCCAUCGCCGACGCUUGUCUCAGCAACAUGGAGGACUGACUUGGACAUGAUGGAGGAUAUACCCGAAAUCAGGCCGGACACGAGGCCGGUUGAUCGUGGUGGUCUGAAUGAUGACCCACUCCCUGUCAUGUUGGACGAUUGGGACACUUGGCACAGGACUGCAUUUGAGCGGGGGCGCUCGCAAGUAUUUCUGAAGCUUGCGACUUGGAUGCUCAUCAGAUUUCGCCAGCUGACGAUGACAGACAUGGACGCGGAUGUUAAUGGCGUUAUCAUUCCUCUCAACCCGAGGACCAUUCCGUUCGUUGAUCACGACGACUUUCUUGAAGCACUCGGCAUGGAACGCCUAUAUUCAGCCAUCGUUAACAUGGAUACACGUCCUCGUUUCCUCAGCCACCUGUUUCAUGCACUUGGGACCAUAUCUCAUGAUGCAGAUAUUGGACACAGUAACCACGGAUCGCAGGCAAUUUCCUCCCCACCACCGGUUAUCGCAAGCAUGAUGGCGGAUGUUGAUGUCCCGUGGUUACACCUGUCGGGCAGCGAUCGACCUACCUAUUUGGUUCUCCGUCUGCAACCCUCCAAGCGUCACCCCCGUCACCCCGUCCCAAAUGGGGACGGGCGUGCCGUAAGUGGCUGUCCGUCACCCUCGCUUCUUUUUCCCAUCCGCCAUUUCCUGCGCUUGGCGGUGACGCCGUCACCCCUUCUUUUUCCCAUCAGCCAUUAUUUUCCUCCUUGGCGCCGCGCCGUCCGUCCUUCAGCGCUGCAAACGUCACCCCGUUACCCUCCCAGACGGGAAGGCGUCACCCCAUCACCCUCCCAGACGGGAAGGCAUCACCCCGUCACCCUCCCAGACCGGAAGGCGUCACCCCGUCACCCUCCCAGACGGGCGGGCGUCACCCUUUUGUUUUCCCAUCAGCCAUUGAUUUUCUCCUUUGGCGCUGCGCUGUCCGUCCUUCAAGGCUGCAAACGUCACCCCGUCACCCUCCCUUGUUUGUCCGUCACCCUUCCUUCACCAGGCGUCACCCCCUCUUCAACAGGCGUCAACUUCGCUUCCCCAGGCGUCACCCCUCGCUUAUUUUGGGUGUCGCACUAUCCCCGCGUCUGCAUCGGUCAUGCGGGCAUGGUAUCGCUUAUGGUCACCUCUCCCACUCAUUCUCCCUCGUCGACCACACCUUCACCUUUGCCCUCUGCGAAUUCCAAGCCUACCCAGCGCUCUCGUUGCAUUCCAGAGGAUGAUCCGACGCGGACGUCCUCUCAUUCGGGCUUAUGUGCCCUUGAGUCGAUCUUUCCAUGUCAGGUUCAAUGA
Suillus clintonianus is the source of this 2535-nucleotide messenger RNA. RefSeq lists its product as uncharacterized. The transcript is spliced from 8 exons. Bases 1 to 2535 code for a protein of 844 amino acids. The record is from RefSeq and is a predicted model, not a curated record. Lineage: Eukaryota; Fungi; Basidiomycota; Agaricomycetes; Boletales; Suillaceae.